AUGGACUUAAAUGGGUUGGCGCUGUUGGCAAAGUGCUGUAUUCACGCCGCCCCAAAUAUAGCCUCCAUAGUAUGCGCUACCAAAGACGCGUGACGCAUGGAUGCGUGGAGUGAGGAUUGCCAACGGAAACCUUUCAGGUUGAGUGAUGUAGGAGAUUGCCGGACACAUAGACGUGUUGAGUGAUUUUAGCUCUGCAUACUGAAACCCCACGGAUUGACGACGUUUGAGAUAGCCAGACAAAUGAACGGGUUGAGCGGCGAUAGCUGCAUACUGAAACCCCACGGAUUGAGUGAUGUUGGAGUGCCGGACACAUAGACGCGUUGAUCGAGGAUAGACACAUAUUGAACCUCACAGGUUUAUUUCGAUUGCUCUGCCAGACACAUAAACGCGUUGAGUGGGGAUAGCUGCAUUCUGAAACCUCACAGAUGGAUUGAUUGCCGGACACAAAGACAUGUUGAGUUAAGAUAGCUACAUACUGA
Messenger RNA from Ectocarpus sp. CCAP 1310/34, 479 nucleotides. NCBI's taxonomy places the organism in Eukaryota, Phaeophyceae, Ectocarpales, Ectocarpaceae. The record is from the annotation of a GenBank genome assembly.